This is a messenger RNA of Hyla sarda, 3675 nucleotides long. RefSeq names its product secernin 1 (gene SCRN1). The coding region runs from base 18 to 1397 and encodes 459 amino acids. Gene Ontology annotation, biological process: proteolysis. The record is from RefSeq and is a predicted model, not a curated record. NCBI's taxonomy places the organism in Eukaryota, Metazoa, Chordata, Amphibia, Anura, Hylidae. The transcript has 9 exons. Gene Ontology annotation, molecular function: cysteine-type exopeptidase activity; dipeptidase activity.
GAUCGUUCUCCAUUAAUAUGAGUGUCCGGACAGUCGCCGAGUUCAGGGACGCCAGCGGGUCACUAGGUGCAGUACCCGGGCCGGCCGCCAGGGCUCAGUACUUCAUUUCUCUGACAGCCGAGGCGGCGCUUACGCUAGGAGAGCGGAGCUUCUCCUGUCCGAGUCACAUAUACGCCCGGGUCCGGUCUGGAACAAGGAUGAGUUGUUCACCCCCAAGCUACUGCUUUGUUGCCCUGCCAUCUCGAACUUCAAAUGGUCAUAUCUUGUUUGCGAAGAACUCCGCACGCCCACGAGAUGAGGUUCAAGAGGUGCUACAUGUACCAUCUAAAAGUCAUGAGGCUGGAAGCAAAGUUCAAUGUACAUAUCUUACCAUUGACCAAGCUGCCAAGACUCAUUCUCUGAUACUUAGUAAACCAACCUGGAUGUGGGGAGCUGAGAUGGGAGCCAAUGAGUAUGGACUGUGCAUCGGUAAUGUGGAUGUCAUUACAAAGCAAGCUACAGGUGACACCGCCUUAUUACUAGGGGCAGAUCUUGUCAGACUUGGUCUUGAGCGGGGAACAAGUGCUAAAGAAGCCCUUAAUGUCAUCACCUCGUUAUUAGAAGAGUAUGGGCAGACAGACAGUCAGGGCUACCACAGUGCCUUCCUCAUGGUGGAUAGAGAGGAGGCAUGGGUCCUGGAGACGGUAGGCAAAUUCUGGGCAGCUGAAAAAAUCACAGAUGGUGUAAGAUGUAUCUGCAAUCAUUUCUCACUAAAGACACAUAUAGAUCUGGAGCAUCCAGAGCUUCGGAGUCAUGCCCGAGGCCAGGGUUGGUGGAGUGGAGAAGAAGAGUUUAACUUUGCAGAAGUUUUUUCAGAACAUACAGAUGGAGAUGAUUGUUUGGGGAAAGAGACUGUAGAAAAUGAGGGAGAACUGAUGACCGUGGAAUCAAUGAUAAAUCUUCUUCGUAAUAAAAGUAGUGGAAUCUGUGUGGACACGGACACCUUCCUAACUACAGCAAGUGCAGUAUCGGUAAUACCCAGGGAUGAUAAAUGGCCCUGCAUUCACUUUCUCACUGGCACACCAGAUCCAUCAAGGUCUAUAUUUAAACCUUUUAUCUUUGUGGAAGAUGUGAAAACCGUCCUUAAGGUGCAGGCUUCUUGUGUAGGAGAUAAUCUAAGUGAUUAUGAUCAUUCACAAGGAAAACAUGAACUCUAUGAAGCCCAUCAACGUGCACUAUCUUUAAUGGAUGAAGAUAAGGAGGAAGGUGAUCAACUUCUUAAUAUAAUGUUAGAUCUGGAGAAACAAGGCUUGGAUGCCAUUGAAGAUUUACUCAGUAGUUCCAAUCCAAUAGACAGUGCUGAAGUAGCAGACCUUUUCUAUGACUGUGUUGAUACAGAAAUAAAAUUCUACAAGUGAGGUACCAUGACAAGAAUACUGCCCUCAGGAAAUAAGAGCACGUGGCUGUCAACUCUUCUCCAUGUGGCACCAUGGCCAACGUUGCUGUGCUCUGUUUAGCUCUGUGUUUCGCUGUGAUGUGUGUAUGUUCAGGGAACAGAGUCAUCCUCACAUUCUCUAUGCCUGUAGAUUAACAGAACUCACCAUGUUCUAACAUACAUUGUACUACAUGUGAGGAUCAUAGCUGUAAAGGUGCUGUAACUAGAACAUUUACACUUCUAGAGGGUUCACUAUUACGAACUGAGUAAAAUAUUGCAAGACCUUUGUAGAGUACUGUAUUAGUAAUAAAAUGAGAGUAUGGAAUGGAAUUAGAUUGUGUAAUAAACUGAACAUUUGAUUAAAAAGGAUUUAACAAUAAAUGUUUUAUGAGUGUGUAAGGCCAACCAAAUAUUUUUUAAGGCCGACCAUAUAUCUUAGAAAAUGGACAAGCACAACAAUUUAUAGCUGGACAAUUGUCCAUAGAUCCAUGAUAUCCUGAGUUAUCUUCUUUACCCCCAUGGUUUUUAUUAGGAAGAUACUUAUUCCCCUUUAUAUUGUAGCAAAGCAUCAAAUUAACGAUUGGGUCACUUUGGGGGGGAUUUAUCAAAGUUGUCUAUUUCCCGCAUCAAUAUGGACCAAACUACAGAGGGUUAGGCUGAUCUAUUGUGCGCCUAAUUUAUCAAAAGUCACACGGCUCUAGAUAAAUUCUGUGCACAGACUUCAGGAUCUAUGCUUUAGACUGUAUAUAAACCUGCUCCAGCAUGGUCUGACAUUUCAGCGUACUUUAGGCCAAUGCGACUUGUCGCUGAAAAGUCGCUUUUGAUAAAUUCAGCACCAAUGCAUUUCUGUCUAAAAUAGACUAGAAUGCAUCAUCUUCUAAAAAUCCUCUAAAGCAAAAGUCGCAAAAAAGUCACACAUAUUUAGACUGCGACUUUCUGUGCGACAAAUUUCGACUGGAAAAAACAGUGUAAAUCCUUUGAUAAAUCUCCCUCUUUGUCCUGCAUUUUGCAAAGCCACAACUGAGAAUCAGUUGCUAAGACAUUAAAAAAGGUGUUUUUCAAUCUUUUAAAAACUGUCAGGGAGAUUUAUCAAAACCAGGGCAGAGGAAAGGUUGACUAGUUGCCUAUGGCAACCAAUCAGAUUGCUCCUUUCAUUUUUCAGAGGACUCUUAAUAAAUGAAAGAAGCAAUCUGAUUGGUUGCUAUGGGCAACUGGUCAACUUUUUCUUUGCACAAGUUUUGAUAAAUCCCCCCCCCCCCAUGUGUGCUUAAGAGAAGUAGAGUAAACCCCAAGUAUCUUCUCACUCCCCUCUACAGGACUUAAAGUGCACCUGCCACUGUAUCUAUAGCUGUUAAACUGGCCACACAGUGCGGUAUGGGGUUAUCAAGUUAAUGCCAGGAUUACCUUUUGUUUCCAAUAAAUAAAACAUGUUUUAUCCCGUCCUAGAGUGUCAGAGGGGAGGGCCCAGGGUCCACUAUGUGCCAGGGCCACAACACCUUUCUUCUGAUGACUGACACACGUGACUUGCCUGCCUGUAGCGGCCCCGUGUAGUUUACCCCUGCAUGCACCAUGAAUGUGUAUUAUAGUGUAAUACUAUUAUACUCAACAUGUGUCGUAAUACUCAUUGACGGUGUAUGUGAGGGCAAACUGCACAGGGCUGCUGCGGGCAGGCAAGCCCUGUGUGUCAGUCACCAGGAGGAACGGUCGUGAUGUUAGCAGAGAGAGAUUGUGGCCGUGGGGCAUUGUGAACCUUUUUUUGUGUAACCCCUUCAUUGCUUCUUGCAUGUUCAGUGCAUUAGUAACCCCUCUCUCUCUCCACAUGCCAUCUAUAGUGUACAGACUUUUACUAGCACUAUUUCAUGGCAUAGGAGAGAGGAGUAUGUGAUGAGCUCCGAUUGGCAGGAAAAGAAGCAACUGUGUAAAAAUGGAGUGCCAGGAAGCUAGAAGAGGUAAUGCCUUCCCUCCAGCACCUUUAACCCCUUCAUGACCCAGCCCAUUUUCACCUUCAUGGCCUGGGCAUUUUUUGAAAAUCUGACCACUGUCACUUUAAACAUUAAUAACUCUGGAAUGCUUUUACUUAUCAUUGUUUUUCCGUGACAUAUUCUACUUUAUGUUAUUGGUAAAAUUUCACUGAUAUUUGUAUCCUUUCUUGGUAAAAAAUCUAAAAAUUUCAUGAAAAUUUUGAAAAUUUAGCAUUUUUCUAAUUUUGAAAGUCUCUGCUUGAAAGGAAAAUGGAUAUUCCAAAUAAAUUACAUAUUGAU